CAAAAAUGGCGGGCUAAAAGCAAAAAUUUCAUUUCAUUUCAAAACAAAACACACACUCUCUCUCUCUGUGUCUCUCACUGCGCGUGCGCGUUCGUGUCCGUGAGAAAAAUGGAGACGCAAGCUGCGGAGGAGCCAGUACGGACGAAGAUGGAGUCGCUGCGAUUGACGUGCGCAAGAGAGAUACAGAUCCACCAACAGAAGAUCGACUCUUACGCGUCGUCGUUUCGCAAUUCCCUCCAAUCCAUCAAAUCCAGAGCUCAACAAACCGCCCAAAACCAAGGAAAAUUAGGGGAACUUAAAGCUAAACUCAGAGAGGCAGAGGAUGAUAUGGUAAAAGCCCUAGCAGUGAAGACCCGGAAAGAGGCGAAGCGGAUGGCGAUAAUGGACUCAAUUGCUGCUCAAAGAGCUAGAGUAGAAGAGCUUAAAAGAAAUGUGCAAGUACAGAGUGCAAAGAGGGAUCAAUAUGCUGCAAUUAUAUCUCAACAUUCUCUUGCUUUGGCAGCAUCUGAAGAAAAGAGUAACAAAGAUGUUGAGUGUAAAAGUGAAACACAAGAAGCAAUUUUGUGGUACAAUAGGGUUCUUGGUUUCCAUGUUGAAGCUGGACAUGGGGUAAAAUUCACCUUCAAGAACAUAAAUUCGAGAAAUCCAAAUGAGGAGUACUCUCUCACUGUUCGCUAUGCAAAUGAUACUUACACCUUGUUAGAUUGUGAUCCACACUUGAAUGACACCAAAGAGUUGAUCUAUGAGUUGAAUAAAACCAAUGGUUUAUUCAAAUUUGUCAGAAUCAUGAGAGAGAAGUUCCAAGAAGCUGCCACACAAGGAUUUUUGCCCCAAUUAACAAAUCAUCAAGAGUUGUCCACAAUAUCUACAUCUGCUCCAGUUCUAUCAAUGUCAAGUGACAGAAGUGAAUCCUCAGCCACGAAAAAUGACGACCAAGUUCUACAUGAAGAAGGCAGUAGACCUUCUAAGAAAGCAUACUAUUUAAGAGGGUCGAAACCCUUAUCAUGGAGGUGAUCAUAUGCCAUCAAAAAUUUCUUAUUGUAGUUAUUGGUCCAUGUAUGUGUGGAUGUAAUUAUUUGUUUUCGAUCUUUAUCUGCCAAACUCCUGUAAUUGUUUUUGCAUGCUGGACUGUUCCAUUUAGAAUGAUCACUAAUUGUUUGGAUUUUCUUCGUCCUUUUUUCAAAUAAUGCAUUGGCGGAAGUCUUAUUAGCA
This is a messenger RNA of Quercus lobata, 1212 nucleotides long. RefSeq names its product kinetochore protein SPC25 homolog. Gene Ontology annotation, cellular component: Ndc80 complex. Bases 109 to 1014 code for a protein of 301 amino acids. The transcript has 7 exons. Gene Ontology annotation, biological process: chromosome segregation. NCBI's taxonomy places the organism in Eukaryota, Viridiplantae, Streptophyta, Magnoliopsida, Fagales, Fagaceae. The record is from RefSeq and is a predicted model, not a curated record.